AUGUUAGCCUUUUACUUCUUGCAGUGGCUCCCUCUAGGGAAAGAAGAGAAUGAAUUGGGAAAUUGGAAGUUCCUAGAAUCCAAAAAUGCUUCAUCCAAGUUUCCAGAUUUUAAGAAUUCAAAUGGGAACUCUGUACUAGAGUUGAUUAGUACUCCAAGAAAAAUAACUGGUGUACACUAUGUUCAGCCAGUCUCUUAUGGCAAUUGUCACCAUCAUGAUGCAAUUCACCAGGGGGUUAUGGUUUUUCAUGAUGUGUGCGACAAUGAUAAAGAUGUCCGUGGUGCUCAAAUCAGGGUAGGUGUGUACAUAUGGCCUUUUAGACAGUUGGUCGCCAACAGGGAUCGAGUGGUUGACUUGUUUUAUGAAGCAGUACUUGAAGUUCUGUUCCACUAA
Striga asiatica is the source of this 393-nucleotide messenger RNA. The record is from the annotation of a GenBank genome assembly. NCBI's taxonomy places the organism in Eukaryota, Viridiplantae, Streptophyta, Magnoliopsida, Lamiales, Orobanchaceae.